GCAGCUCAAGCUUGGUCUACUUACUUGAGCGUAGGGGAGUUGGGAACGAGCUCACUAACAUACACACUCACACACAGACUGACUGCGAGUUUGAACUAUUUUUUUUUAUAUUACAUUCAAUCGAUUUUUGGAGGGGGUCUUCCAGGUUUAAUUAUUUUGAUCCGUAUUAUACUUUUGUAUAAAAUGUAUUGAAUACGGAAACUUGCAGACGAGAGGAGGCGGGUUCACACAGGCGUGCAGAGGAGGGUGGAUUUACGUCGUUGGACGCACACGCGUUUUCUCUGCUGGCUUUCUCGCAAAGCUUGUCAUGAGUGGCUUACUGGCUUGUGCUCCAAGCUUGUAGCUACUGUCAGACAGCAAGGAAGUUAUGCAGCCAGUGCUCUGAAGACGCAUGUCUUUUCAGUGUACUGUCGAGUAUGAAUCCAGGAAGCACGCCUACCGCAACAUAAAUAAGACAAGUCUUUUAAACAAAUCAAGAAAAUGGCAUUCCAGAUUAACCGUCAGCUCCAGAAUCAGUCUCUGCAGUAUUGAGUGGAAGAUGAUCGAGAUGUCAGUGGACAAAGAGACUGUUUUAGCUGGUGAUGGAAGAGGGGACCCCAUGACGCAUCAGCAACCCCAACAGCUCGCAGAAUGUACUGGAAGCUGCACUAAUGCCCCCAAAGCUUUGGUGGCCACAUCUGGUAGUUUGGAAGAUGGCACCGCCUGCAGUGUAGCCGCUUUCUCUGGCAGUGUGGUCCUGACAGAGCAGCUGACCAAUGAUUCAAAUUCUUCUGGGGGCUGCAGCCGCACUGAAAGCAUGGGCCUGGGGCCCCGGAACCAUUUUCGCCCAAAAAACGGGCUGCAACAACAACAACAACAACAACAACAACAACAACCACAGCAGCAGAAAAUGAACAAGCGCCGCUACAGCAUGAAUGUGGGUUUCAAGCACCCAGGGUUUAGCAAGAGGAGGCGGCGGGCUAACUCCGAGAGUGACCCAGUCUUACCGACCAACUUCCUGCUGGGCGGGAACAUCUUUGACCCACUCAAUCUGAACAGCUUGCUGGACGAGGAAGUGAACCGGGCCCUGAAUGCCGAGACACCAAAGUCUUCGCCGUUGCCUGCUAAGAGUCGUGAUCCCGUGGAAAUACUCAUUCCCAAAGACAUCACAGACCCUUUAAACCUUAACAGCACUGGUGGGGACAGUAAUAUCCUUGUGUCGCCUUUGAAGAGCGGGGGGAGGAAGAGACAUCGUAACCGGCAUCAUGGAGGAGGAGGAGGGGGCAUGGCAACUGCACAGCUUGACCUCUCUUUGUCUGAGAAGAGCAAGCCGGGUGAGGGGUGUGCUGCCGCAGCUGGAGGGGCGUCCUUGCCAUCACUGCCUGCACCCAGGGAUCCAGCAGCAGCAAGUGUGGUUCCCGAGGCCCCCAAGGCGGGUGCUGUUGUCCUCCUCACACCUGUUCCGGAGUCCCCUCGCCCGUAUGAGCUCAACACCUCCAUCAACUGCCGUGACGAGGUCGUGCCGCCCAUCCUGCCACGCAGCCAGUCGCACGUCGCGACGAGCACCAGCCUCCAGUCUCAGACGCAAGGCGCGGCGAAUUCAGCCCCCGUCACGUCCUCAUCCACCCAGCAGCUUCCUCCGGCCCGGCAUCGCAAGCGCAGGCGCACGUCCAGCAAGUCCGACUCCUCCGUCACCCCCACCCCGUCGGCUAAGAAGGGGAGCGUGGACAGGGGCCGAGGACCUGGUUCAGGGAAGCGACCUCAAACCUUCCAUACACCGAUCGGGGGUGGGGGAGCAGGGAGCCUCCCUGCCAGCGGUAGGUUUGGACACCAGCAGCCUCGGAAUCGUCGCAAGCAGCAGAAGUUCCAGUAUGGCAACUACAAUAAGUAUUAUGGCUAUCGCAACCUCGGUCUGAGUGAGGACCCACGUCUGCGUGUGCUGAAGCCAGAGUGGUUCCGGGGGAAAGCAGUGCUAGACCUGGGCUGCAACACGGGCCACAUGACCCUCACCAUCGCCACCAACUGGCACCCUGCCCGCAUCCUAGGGCUGGACAUCGACGGCGGGCUGGUUCACGCAGCGCGCCAGAACAUCAGGCACUACCUGUCGGAGCUGCAGGCGCAAGAGGCCCGACGUUCCGCGGCGGGGUGGCAGGCAAAGGAGGGGACUGGAAUUAAAACCCAGGAGGGCGGAUGGAAGGAUGAGAAGAAGCACAGGAUCCAGGAGCAGAAAGCAAAGUUGACUGAAAAGGGAGGAAACAAAAUGGAGGGCAAACGGGAAGCAGGACUGAAGCAAGAAGCGGUUACGCCAAUGGACACUCUCCCCUCAGAUCCCAGAAAAAGGAGAGGUUCAGGGAAGGAGACGAAGGCAGGAAAGGGGGGACUGACAGAAGGUGCUUUGGCUACUCGAGUGCCUCUUGGUGUAGGCCGGCCAUUUCCUAUUUCACUGCGGAUCUGUAGGGGCCCUAUUGCAGCACCCCCCCUUCUACACACCAUCCCUGGGGACUUCCCUGCCAAUGUCUCCUUUGUCAAGGGAAACUACGUCCUGGAGAACGACACACAGCUACACACCCAGCAGCCCGAGUAUGAUGUCAUCCUGUGCCUGAGCAUGACCAAAUGGGUGCAUCUGAACUGGGGCGAUGGCGGGGUGCAGCGCCUCUUCAAACGGGCCUUCAGGCACCUGCAGCCUGGCGGGAUCUUCAUUCUGGAGCCGCAGCCAUGGGCCUCGUACGGAAAGAGGAAGAGGCUCACGGAGACCACCUAUAAGAAUUACUACAAUAUCCGUUUCAAGCCAGAUCGGUUCACCUCCUACCUGACAUCAGAAGUGGGCUUUUCCAGCUAUGAGCUCAUUGGCACUCCUAAGAGCUCUUCCAGAGGAUUUCAGCGGCCGAUCUACCUGUUCCACAAAGGACCGUCUUGCUCAAGGAAAUGACUCAUUUCGAAGAUGAGCGAACAUGCAACCUGAAAAGAAUCAAGACUUCAUUCAUCCACCUAUAUCUGAAAAGCCAGCAUAACCUUUUUUUUUUUGAUGGAUAUUUUUAACUUUUGAAAAACGCAAUGG
Conger conger (European conger) is the source of this 3037-nucleotide messenger RNA. RefSeq names its product methylphosphate capping enzyme b (gene mepceb). Gene Ontology annotation, biological process: snRNA modification. The transcript has 6 exons. The record is from RefSeq and is a predicted model, not a curated record. The coding region runs from base 392 to 2908 and encodes 838 amino acids. Gene Ontology annotation, molecular function: RNA methyltransferase activity; O-methyltransferase activity; snRNA binding. Lineage: Eukaryota; Metazoa; Chordata; Actinopteri; Anguilliformes; Congridae.